Molecule: messenger RNA, 1902 nt
Organism: Anopheles arabiensis
Lineage: Eukaryota; Metazoa; Arthropoda; Insecta; Diptera; Culicidae
Product: acetylcholinesterase-like
Exons: 4
Coding region: 138-1874 (578 amino acids)
Source: RefSeq, a predicted model, not a curated record
AACUUAGAAGGAUACCGCGUGCAGACAUCUUCCAUGGUCGAUCAUGCAAGGUAAAAUAAAGCCAGAAUUGAUACAAAACCAACCAAAGCAGGCUGGUUUAACAUGUGCUCAUACUCACCCCGUGCGGUACCGUUGCUAUGUGGUCCAUUCUGAAGCUAUCCUCCAGUCUACCACUUGUUGGCAGUGUUCUACCCUGUUUGAGGAGACGCCUAAGCAGCAUAAACCGUUUGAAUGUUGACCUGCACUGUGGAACCGUGUGUGGGAUUGUUGAGAAGCUGCCGGAUGGGAAUGAUUUCUACGCGUUCCGUGGAAUACCGUACGCCGAGUCCCCGGUCGGUGAGAAUCGCUUCCAGCCUCCAGUUCCGGUGACGAAGUUCGUAACGCCCGUGCUGGACUGCAGCACGGAACGGGACACCUGUGUGGCGAAAAAUCCCUUCAACCAGCAAUGGCAAGGCUCGGAAAACUGUCUACAUCUGAACGUGUACACGCCGCAGAUGAACCGGCCCGAUGCACCCCUUCCGGUGAUGGUAUUUAUCCACGGCGGAGCGUUCAAGUAUGGCAGUGGAAAUAGCGAUUGUUACUCACCAGAAUAUUUGCUCGAGCAAAAUGUGGUCGUCGUAACGUUCAACUAUCGGCUCGGUCCGCUCGGCUUUCUGCAUCUGCCGUCGCAGGGCAUCGAGGGUAAUGCGGCGCUUCACGAUCAGCUGCUCGUCCUACGCUGGGUUGCUGACAACAUCGCUCACUUCAACGGUGAUCCGCACAAUGUGACGCUGUUUGGUGAAAGUGCCGGCGCCGUAUCGGUCCACCUGCAUCUUCUGUCGCCCCUGUCCACACCGUUCUUCCACAAAGCGAUCUGCGAGAGCAGCGUGGCGCUAGCAGAUUAUGCCGUACCGAACGAUACGCUUGGGAAUUCGCGACGCCUUGCGCAGCUGCUCAAUCCUUCCGCCCACAGUGAUGCAGAGAUGGUGGAAACGUUGCGAUCGGCACCAGCACAGCGGUUGGCCGAGCUUUGCGAUCAAACGGCAAUCGGGGAGGAAAAGCGUGGGUCCAUCAUAAUGCCAUUCCGACCGGUGGUGGACCAGUCGGCGAAGGAACCAAUCGUUCCGUUGCAUCCUAUUAAAGCGUUGGGCAUUGAUGGUCGCAUUCCUGCCAUACCGCUGCUGCUCGGUUACAACAACCGGGAAGGAGGUUCGUUUCUAACGCACAUCCUAAAGCACCCCGAGCUCUACCGAGCAGACCUGGAGCGGAUCAUUCCGCGCACGAUCGGUGUAACGCAUGGCACGCCGGAAGCGAAAGAGCUGGCCCGUGCGAUCGAAGCGUUCUACUUCGGCCCGGAAGGCCUCUCACAUCGCAAGGUAAACGAAUGUGCCGAUCUGAUGUCGGACUUUAGCUUUACGAUCCUGAUGAGGGUGACGGCGGAGAUGCAUGCCCGGUACCAGCACCGGUCGCAACUGUUCUUCUAUCGGUUCGAGUACGAUGGAGAGUUGAACCAGUACAAGAAGUUUCUGCCCUUCCCGAUUGCCGGAGCCUACCAUGCCGACGAGCUGGGAUAUCUGUUUCGUAUGCGAAUGCGGCCGAAAGAGGUACAGCCACAGUCGGUCGAAGCACGUGUACGCCGGUUCAUGUGCCGGAUGUGGACCAACUUUGCCCGGUACGGCAAUCCGACACCGCCGCACGAUGAGUCGCUCCGUUUCGGCUGGACGCCAGUGCCAACGCUCGAACCGGACUCCACUGCACCGUUCCACCUGCCGUACCUGCGCAUCAACGGCGAACCGGAGAUGGCGCUCGAUCCGGACAAGGAAAGGAUAGACUUUUGGCGGCAAAUUUAUGACAAAUUCAAUGGAGGAUUCCAUAAACCCGUCGCUAAGCUUUAGAAUCGUUUAUUCCAGCCCUUAUUUAUGA